Onthophagus taurus is the source of this 585-nucleotide messenger RNA. NCBI's taxonomy places the organism in Eukaryota, Metazoa, Arthropoda, Insecta, Coleoptera, Scarabaeidae. The record is from RefSeq and is a predicted model, not a curated record.
AUGGGACUGUUCCGAUUUGCCUCAGGAGUUCGAGCAGAUGGUGUGCAAAGGCUACAGCAGAUUAUUGAUCGUAUGGAUUCCAACGUCCACGCCGCUGCCGUGAAUGCGAAGAAGGCGGCGGAAUUAUGGAAGCAGCAAUCCGACAAACACCCUUGGGUUAAAACUUUAAAAAAGCAUAGAGCAAUGGUUGUCCACGAUUUAAUUGGCUUAUGCAUUGAUGUUUACAACGAUUCUUUGCUUGAAACGCCCACUGCUCGUACUUGGCCAGCUCGUUCAUUGGCAGCAAUGCGCGCUAAAUCAAUACAAUCCCAGCUGAAUGAUUCGAAUGACUGGGAAAUUCAGCUGGAUGAGUUUCAGCCCCGUGGUUCUGCACUUCAAUACAGGGAUGACGUCGUUUAUACUGAAAUGCUUCACGUUAUUGGAGAUACAGAGAAGAAGAAACUUCGUGACGAGUUUAAAUCGGCUCUUUGCAUAUCUCUUCAGAUUGAUGGAAGUGUAGAUCGUGGUAAUCAAGACAUGAAGUAUGUUGUUGCUAAGUAUGUUACCAAGGAUCAACCUACAGUACUCCGCAGUUGUUUCAUAUGA